AUGUUCACUUUGUCUUUGAGAUUAGCUGAAGAAGAAGGAAAUCCUGGUUUAGCAAAGGAAGCUAUAGAAAUCGCUAUCUGGUGUCUGACUGAAAACUUUGAUUGCUGGAAAUGCUGGAAGAAGCUGUGCACUAAGGCAAAUCCAGAAGGAAGUGUUGUUCUUCUUAAAACGCUUGUAGAGAAAUGGAACGCGCAUUCCCUCGAACUAUCAUCACCAUCAACCGAGGCAAUGAAACUAAUCAUUCAAAAGAUGGCCAGAACUUGUUUGAAAAUAGCUAUACAAGGUAUUAGUAUCCUUGAUACAGUUGUCCCAGGAUCUCCUGUUUUACUAGGGGAAGCCUCAGCAGUCGCUAUCCUGUCUCUGACUGAAAUUGUGGAUUGCUGCAAGCCCUGGGACAAUCUCUAUAGGAUGAUUCUAAAUGAUAGUGGUACUCUUCUGAAAAAUCUGGUCCAAAAAUGCAAGGAUGAUGUUGGUGCACCAAAAAGCGAGGCAAUGGAACAUGUCUACAAACAGAUAUUCACUUUUUCUUUGAGAUUAGCUGGCAAAGAAAGUCCUGCUUUAGCCAGGGAAGCUAUAGAAAUCUCUAUCUGGUCGCUGACCAAAAACUUUGAUUGCUGCAAGCAGUGGGGAUAUCUCUACAAGGAGAAUAUAAAAGCUAGUGUUGCUCUUCUUAAAAAGCUUGUACACGAAUGGAAUGAUCAUUCAUUAUCACCUAGUGACACUUUCACUCUCAGUAAAACUAUUAAGAGAUUCAGGAACCAAAAGGCCAUUGCCGAAGGAGGAGCCAAUGUUAAUCUCUGCAAGGAAGCUGAUAAGUUCUGCAAAGUAAUUUCGGGGAGACUGUCUCGUCGAAGUUGCCGCCUGAAUGGUGCUUUUGCUUUGGUUUUAGUUGCUGCUCGUGGAAUUUGCCGCCUGAAUGGUAAAAGUCUCCAAGUUUCACGAGAUCAUGGAGAUUGUCGUGUUCUCAAAGGGAGCUUGGCAGAGCAAAACGACAAGGAGAACUGGGUAAGUUCUGCAAGAACUCAUGGUAGCUGGAAAGUUUACAUGCAAGACAGCUUGAAGCUAAACUAG
This is a messenger RNA of Eruca vesicaria subsp. sativa (arugula), 1071 nucleotides long. The record is from the annotation of a GenBank genome assembly. NCBI's taxonomy places the organism in Eukaryota, Viridiplantae, Streptophyta, Magnoliopsida, Brassicales, Brassicaceae.